Molecule: messenger RNA, 2310 nt
Organism: Musca vetustissima
Lineage: Eukaryota; Metazoa; Arthropoda; Insecta; Diptera; Muscidae
Exons: 7
Coding region: 14-2308 (764 amino acids)
Biological process (GO): cilium assembly; intracellular signal transduction; protein phosphorylation
Cellular component (GO): cytoplasm; nucleus; cilium
Molecular function (GO): protein serine/threonine kinase activity; ATP binding
Source: RefSeq, a predicted model, not a curated record
UUAUUGAUGCACAAUGAAUCGAUAUAUAACAUUGACCCAAUUGGGUGAUGGUACUUACGGCACAGUAGUAUUGGGCCAACGGAAGGAUACCGGCGAAAAAGUGGCCAUUAAGCGCAUGAAACGAAAAUACUAUUCCUGGGAGGAAGCGAUGAAUUUGCGAGAAGUUAAGUCCCUGAAGAAGUUGUCACACCCGAAUAUCGUCAAACUAAAAGAAGUGAUACGUGAAAAUGACACAUUGUAUUUUGUGUUCGAAUAUAUGAAGGAGAAUCUGUACCAGAUGAUAAAAGAUCGUGAAACUCAUCUGCCUGAACCGACCCUUAAGAGUAUAUUGUUUCAGGUUUUAACAGGUUUGGCUUUUAUGCAUCGGCAUGGCUUUUUUCAUCGCGAUCUCAAGCCCGAAAAUUUGCUUUGCUCUGGACCGGAGUUAAUAAAAAUUGCUGAUUUCGGUUUGGCACGAGAAAUUCGAUCGAGACCACCAUUCACCGAUUAUGUUUCUACCCGAUGGUAUAGAGCUCCAGAGGUUUUAUUACAUUCAACCAAUUAUGGAAGCUCCAUAGAUAUGUGGGCCAUGGGUUGCAUCAUGGCCGAGCUGUAUACAUUUCGUCCGUUAUUUCCCGGCAGUAGUGAAGUUGACCAACUCUUUAAGAUAUGUUCUGUUUUAGGAACUCCAGACAAGAACGACUGGCCGGAUGGAUAUCGGUUAGCUGCAACUAUACACUUUCGGUAUCCAGACUGUGUAAGGGUACCAUUAAACUCAAUUGUUACACGCUGCAGCCAACCAGGAUUGGAUCUGCUCGAAGAUUUGCUUCUCUACGAUCCGGAUAAAAGGCCUACAGCCCAACAAAGUCUAAAAUAUCCAUAUUUCAAUGCCCUGAAACGUAUAUCGCCUGCGGCGGCCACAAAGGCCAAUAUCAAGUUGAAUUCAAAGUAUGCCAAUAAUGCGGGAGUGACACAGCAAUUGUCCAGCAAUAUGCUUCCUGUGCAAGAAAAACUUCAGACCCUAACGGACAUGAUACAUCGUAGCAACAACAACAAUAACAACAAAAACGUUACAAACAAUAACCUAAAUCGGAACGAUAUAACAGAGGCCAAUUUGCUGAAUAACUCGAAAAAUGGACACAUUGUCGUCCAGCAAGCCAAAAACGUCAGCCAUGUACAAAUACCUAAAAUAAGCUUUCUAGCGAUGAACACGAAUGACCUAAUGAACCCCGCCCCUCCAUCGAUGAGAGUAAUGACGAAACAGACAAAGCCAAUGGACGAAGGCUCAUCGGUGAAAAGUGAAACGAUUCGUUACAACACGAUUUUGGCACCCUCUAGUAACAUUUACCUCAGCAGCGGCAAUCUGAAUCAGAGCACAGACAAUUUGGCCCGCACAGAGUCCAUAAACGAUAUAUUCUUAAAUCGCAACAUAUCACACCUUUUCGGAAUAAGCCAACAGCCAGCCCCGGUCGCCAGUCAACAACACCAUCCGAAUGUAUCAUUUCACAGUGGGAAACAGCAAAUGGUGGGCGGAACCAACAAUAACAAUCGCGGCAACAGCACCAUCUACAUGAAUGGGACACGCAACUACGCCCUGUAUGAGACCGCUGCAAAAAAUGCCAAAAAUUCUGCCAAAAUUGGCGGCUACUAUGUGUACGCCAGACCCACACAGGAUUCCUUCCCCUACGAACCCAAUAAAGUGUACAAUAUGUUUUCGAAGGUAGCCGUGAGUAAACAGAAUGGUCCAUCGGAGUUGAUAUUGAACAAUUCGUAUGGACGGCCCAAUCUAAUGGGCAGUAAAGUCUAUACGAAUAACGAUGGCUAUUCGGCGCGAUCGCAUUCUAAAGAUAUGGAGUUUGCCACAACUAAUUUCACAGAUCGAACAGUAAAUAUGCCAAACAAACAUUUAGAAUCGGAUGUGACCGAGAAAGGUGUCGAUAAUGGUGAUGAAUUGGAUACAAUAUUGGGAAAGAAAUUGAAAAGUUCUGCCAAAAAACAACGAUCAUCCAAGUCAAAUAUUUUGUUAGAGGAUCUCUUUGGUCAUUUGUCUAUGGACUCGGAUUUGAGUGAUUCAAAGUUUGCGGAACAAAACAUAACGGACCGGACGUCAGCUGCUCUGGCCGUUGGAAAGCACUCGAACGUUCUAAGCAGCAUCGAAGCGAACGACGGCAGCCGGACAGAGUCAUUUGCUACAAAUCCGGUCAAUGCACAAUCGGACACAAAAAACAAAACAUUUCCCUGGGAUGAAACCAACAAAACGGAAGAUGAAAAGCUUACGGCUUGGAUGGUAUCUGACAGCGCCAAACUAAAACACUCGAAUAACGUUUAGGA